AUGGCAGCCGCAGCAACUUCAUUGACCUUCUCUGCAUUCUCCUGCGCCACCAAACACCACCACAACUACCUCCCACUCGCCUCUUCAUCUUACUCUGUCAAUCCCAUUAGAAACCUUCGCUCCCGUCUCCUCCACCAUCACUCCAUCAAAACCUCCACUAUCACCGCCAUUAUCUCCGUCGGAGACAAGCUCCCAGAAUCCACCUUAUCCUACUUCGACUCCGACGGCGAACUCCAAACCACCUCCAUCUCCGACCUCACAAAAUCCAAAAAAACCAUCCUUUUCGCCGUCCCUGGAGCCUUCACUCCGACUUGUUCCCAGAAACACCUCCCUGGGUUCGUCGAGAAAUCCAGUGAGCUCAAAGCGAAAGGCGUCAAUACAAUCGCUUGCAUCUCCGUCAACGACGCGUUUGUGUUGAAGGCAUGGAAAUCCGAUCUGAAAAUCGGCGAUGAAGUGUUGAUACUGAGCGAUGGGAAUGGCGAUUUCACUAAAGCAAUUGGGUGUGAAUUGGAUCUGAGCGAUAAUCCGAUUGGAUUAGGGGUUAGGUCAAGAAGGUAUGCGAUGCUUGUUGAAGAUGGUGUUGUGAAGGUUCUGAAUCUUGAAGAAGGAGGUGCUUUUACUUCCAGUAGUGCCCAGGAUAUGCUUGCUGCUCUUUGA
Lactuca virosa is the source of this 657-nucleotide messenger RNA. The record is from the annotation of a GenBank genome assembly. Lineage: Eukaryota; Viridiplantae; Streptophyta; Magnoliopsida; Asterales; Asteraceae.